Entelurus aequoreus (snake pipefish) is the source of this 3162-nucleotide messenger RNA. RefSeq names its product zinc finger protein 771-like. The coding region runs from base 336 to 1958 and encodes 540 amino acids. The transcript is spliced from 4 exons. Gene Ontology annotation, cellular component: transcription regulator complex; nucleus. Lineage: Eukaryota; Metazoa; Chordata; Actinopteri; Syngnathiformes; Syngnathidae. Gene Ontology annotation, biological process: regulation of transcription by RNA polymerase II. Gene Ontology annotation, molecular function: DNA-binding transcription factor activity; RNA polymerase II cis-regulatory region sequence-specific DNA binding. The record is from RefSeq and is a predicted model, not a curated record.
UUCUCUCGCGAGAUUUGGCAACUCUGCGGACAAAACAGAACAAGUAAAAAGCAAGAUGGCGUUUGAUGGAGAAGUAGUCGUUUUUGGGUUCAUUUUUGUCCUCUGACGUUAUUCUGUCAGUACAUGUACGCAAUUAUGUCGUGUAAUAGAGUAGACAUCCUUAAAAGUUGUUUGAAUCCGAAUGCAUUAUUCCGGGCGCACUUGGACGUUUCCCGUGCGAGCUUAGCUCGCUAGUUAGCUUAGCUUGUUAGCUGCCAACAAAGAGACGCGGAAGUUAUCAACACAUCGCUAAGUAGAGAUCAAAUGUGACUGUAAAGUUUUGUGAUUGUGUGAAAAUGUGCGAAAGGACGAUAACAGAGUACGAGGAGGAACUUUGUCCAACAAAAGAGGAGAACGGGCGGCAACAUCAACUAGUGGACGCGGAUUUCAAAAAACACAAAGUUGUGUUACACAGAAAAGACGUCUGUCAGCCCCCCCACAUUAAAGAGGAAGAGGAGGAAUGUAGGACCACUCAGGAGGAAGAGUGUCUUCUAGGGCAGGAGGAGGCUGAGCCCACCAAGUUUCCACUGACUGUUGUCUCUGUGAAGACUGAAGAGCAUGAAGACAAACCACCUGAGUCCUCACAGCUUCAUCACAGUCCAGAUCGCGGUUCACGUAGUCACAGCAACUUAACGUCGCAAUGGGCGGAGCCAGGCGUGGAGUCAAGCGGGCAGAAGUGCUCCCAUCCUCCAAGAUCAAGCCAGCGGACGAACAUGGACGAGGAGAAGUUCAUCAUCGAAGUACAAGACCACAAAGUAAUAUAUGACGCAACACAUCCUUUUUACAAGGACAACGGCAAAAAGGAUUUGGCGUGGAACACCAUCGCAGGCGUCAUGGACGUGGAUGACUCCCAGCGACGGCUUGGACGUCAAGAAGAAUGUCCCCCUCAGCCGCUGGAGGGGAGCUCCACUUGGAAGCAGGAGGAUCCACAGUCCCCUCAGAUUAAAGAGGAAGAAGAGGAACUCUGGAUCACUCGGGGGGGAGAGUGUCUUCUAGGGCAUGGGGAGGCUGAUCUCACCGAGUUUCCACUGACUGUUGUCACUGUGAAGAUAGAAGACCAUGAAGAACAAUCACCUGAGUCCUCACAGCUUCAUCACAGUCCAAGUGAGGAAAACAGAUGGGCGGAGUCACCAAGAACAACAACAACAGAAGCUGAGGGAGACCACUGUGGAGGAUCACAAGCCGACAACCUGUCAGAUAGUGACGACACGUCGCACGUUAAUGUAAAUAUGGAAUCACACACAGGAAAAAACCCAAGUUGCUCACUAUGUGGUAGCGAGUUUUCUCGGAAAUCCACUUUAAAGAACCACAUGAGAACGCACACUGGAGAAAAACCUUUUUGUUGCUCACACUGCAGUAAGAAAUUCUCCAACAAAAGCAAUAUGCAAUCGCACAUGAGAACUCACACAGGAGAAAAAACAUUUGGUUGUUCAGUUUGCGCUAAGGAGUUUUUUAGAAACUGUGAUCUGACCCGACACAUGUGGAUACACACCGGGGAAAAACCUUUUAGUUGCUCAAACUGCGGUAGAAAGUUCUCCGAGAAGGAGACAAUGCUGUCGCACAUGAGCACGCACACCGGACAAAAACUUAGCUGCGCACUCUGUGGCAAUGUGUUUUCUCGGCAGUCCACCUUGAAGAAUCACAUGAGAACGCACACCGGAGAAAAACCCUUCAGCUGUCCAGCGUGCGGUAAAAGAUUCUCCAACAAAAGCAAUAUGCGAUCACACAUGAAGACACACACAGAGAAUAAAUUACUUUGUUGUUCAGUUUGCGAAAAAGGCUUUAUUCGAAGCUCCGAUUUGACUCGACACAUGCAGACACACACGGGUGAACAACCUUUCUGUUGCUCAUUUUGCGGUAUAAAGUUCUCUCAAAGGGUAAAGUUGCUCUCCCACAUGAGAACACACACAGUAGAAUAACUUCAUUGUUCCGUGUGUGCCAAAGACUUUGUUUGUAGCCCUGUUUUAAAAAAAAAAAAUUAAAGAUGCAAGCAGCGAUGGACGGGACCAACUUUGAGGGCUCAUAAAAUCCAAACCGUAGCAGUAAUUAAAACUCUUUCAUCAACUUUUAAUCAGAAGGGUUCAAUCUCUCUCUUGUGCUAAUUUGUAGCCGACACGACAAGCGCGCUCAGAGGAGAUAAUGUUUGAAAAAAGGUGACUGUUUUUACACAACUUUUGUUUUGAAGGGGGAAUUGCAAACUUCCUGUUGAUUUUUGCAGGGGGUUGUCAGUGUAUGAAAUCUAGGUCUAAGUGAGACCUACAUAGAGGGUUUUUGUUUCAUGUCUCUACGACAUUCCUACUGGGAGUUUGGGGCAGUUUUGUCUGUGUUUUCUUCCUAGGGGGCGCUAGAGCGCAAUUUGGAGUUUUGGGGUUUAGUUUUUUGAUUAGAUCGCAAUUUUCGCCAGUCCUGAUGUGUGUGUCCAAUUUGGUGAGUUUUGAAGCAUGUUAAGGGGGUCAAAUUACAGCUCAAAGAGGCGGCGGUAUAAUAAUAAAGAAAUAAAUAAAAAACGCUAGAAAUUCAAUAGGGUCCUCUGUCCCAAAGGGACUCGGUCCCUAAUAAAUUGCUCAGAUUGGUAAAACGUUAUCGGAAAGAGAAAAGUGAUGUCCUACAUUAGAACGCACACAGGAGAAAAACCCUCCAGUUGUUCAGUUUGCAGGCAAAGGUUCUCUCAAAAGUCAAAUUCAACUUGACACAACACACUCAGGAGAGGAAAAACCUUUUAACUGCUUAAUUUGUGGCAAUACGUUUUCUUGCGAGUCCUCAUCCAGUGGACUCUAAUAUCACUGAUGAUCUACUGUUUGUUUAAGAAAUAGAAAAAUAAUUACGGAUGUUUCUGUCAUUCAAGUUUUUUAACAAUUUACUGCUGGUCUGGGAAUAGUCUCCACCUUAAUGUCAGACACAGGGAUUGGUGGAGUUAGUCUCACCUUUUUAGAGUAGGCUACAGAAGUAAUGUUGAUAAUAAAGUAUACCAUAGGUGAACAAAAAGUUUGGAAAUGGGUGUUUGGCAGAUGUAUUUGUGGAAAUGAUUAUUGCCAAUGAAUUGUGCACUGUUGACAACCAUUUAAUUUACACAUUGUAUGAUGUAUGUUUGCGCUUUAAACAACUGUAUGCAAUAAAGACACA